Aspergillus niger is the source of this 630-nucleotide messenger RNA. RefSeq lists its product as hypothetical. The coding region runs from base 1 to 630 and encodes 209 amino acids. The transcript has 2 exons. Lineage: Eukaryota; Fungi; Ascomycota; Eurotiomycetes; Eurotiales; Aspergillaceae. The record is from RefSeq and is a predicted model, not a curated record.
AUGCGGGCUGCCGCGAACAAGGGCGCCCGUCUCGUCGAGGCCAUCCAGUUCAUGGAGGAUAUCAAGGGAUGGGACACCGCGGUGGCUGGAGUAUGCACCAUCGCAGAACAGGCCCUUCGCGGCAAGCCAAACUCCAUAGAAGAGUUCAACGGUAUGCCCAGGAGCUCUAGGAGGGAGUACACCAGGAAAGCAGGCGAAUUACAUUCCAAGGUAUCCGCGAUAACCGAACGGAAUUGGAUGGCGAUUGGCGCGCAUCUCAGCGCAGAAUUGAUCACCAAACUCACCUUCUCCAAGAAGGUCAAGGCCUUCGCUGAGUUCCCCGAGGCAGAGCAGGGUACGACCAUCCGCCGACUGAAUCAGAAAGUAUACAAACGAUGCGCUGCACCGCCUGGGAUAGGUCGGAAUCGAGAUCCCGUGAGCACAAUGCAGCUGUCAAGUCAAUAUUCAUCAUGCUCAGUCCUGAGAAGCCGAGGCCGGAAUGAAACCCGCAGAUUAAGGCCUGACACAAUGUUCAACCGACGCCGACGCGAUGUUCCAUUCUUCAAGUCACUCGCUGGCGCCCAUGACCUUCAGGUCAUGGAGAUGGGCGCAAGAGGCUCUGGGAUUGUCUGGGCCUCUCAAAGAUCCUAA